AGAAGUUCAGCGGGAAACCAGUUACCUCCCGACGGUGUGACGUGCGCGUGAGUGUCUUUACCUUGUAUAGUGGCAGUGUAUUAGACAAUGUUUAAUAUAAACUAAGGAUGACCGACUACGAGCGUAUCAAGGCAAGUUGCCUUCAACGGCGUGAAUUGUGGGAAGAUCCAGACUUCCCAGCCGUUCAGCCUUCUGUAUUCUACCAUCAAGUCCCGCCUUUCACCUUUGAAUGGAAACGAGCUAAAGAAUUGCAUGCGAACCCCAAGUUUAUUCUCGACAGCAGCGAUACUUUCGACGUUGUGACCGGCAGACUUGGAGACAAGUGGCUGCUUUCAUGUGUUGGAGUGUUAUAUCUGUGCAAAGGACUUUUUUAUCGAGUCGUACCCGCUGACCAGAGAAUAGACUCCAACUAUGCUGGCGUUUUUCGAUUUCGCCUUUGGUGGUGCGGCCAGUGGGUAGAGGUUCUAGUAGAUGAUAGAUUACCUACGGUACACGGCAAGCUGGCAUUUAUGCAUUGCAGUAAUUCCGAACAGCUCUGGCCGGCCCUACUAGAAAAAGCUUAUGCAAAAAUGCACGGGUCAUACGAGGCACUUAAAUACGGCAACCUUUUGGACGGCUUGGCGGAUCUUACGGGAGGCAUCACGGAAUCUCUUAACAUUACGGACCUGACUGACGCCGCUGCCCUUAACAAUCUCAUGAAAACCACAAGUGUUGUCACAGCAUACAGAUUACCAAACGCGGUUACGCAUUCAGUCAAAAGCAUAGAAUCGGGAAUGAAUUACAGACUUUACAAUAUGGAAAGGAUAGAAACUAUUGAUGGACCAGUAUAUUUAGUGAGAUUAGCAAGACCAUUAGCACCAGGAGACACGCAUAUAACACAUUUUAUUUUAGACCAUGCAAGUUGGAGUUCGAUUCCAGUCCACGAACGUGAACGGCUAACGUCAACGACCAAGGGCUUCUGGAUGUUGUACAACGACUUCACAUCAAUGUUCUCACGGGUAGAAAUGGUGCAUUUGGAUGUGGAGACGAGUAAAGCUGAAGCUACUCUGAGUGACAAACAGAAGUGGCAAGUGAAGAGUCAUCAAGGCCGCUGGAAGAAAGGCGUUACCGCAGGCGGAUGUAGAAAUCACGUUAAUUUAUUUCAUAUGAAUCCGCAAAUACAGAUCGUACUCAGUGACCCAGACACCGUUAUCAUAUCGCUCAACCAACACAGCAUAAUGGAACCAAAAGUUAUAGGGUUCAGCAUUUAUAAAAUACCCAAAUCUCUAACCGAGACAGCUUCUCCCCUUUUCUUCAAGAAAACUAAAAGUUCCAUCAACUCGCAAUACACGAAUAGUCGACAGGUUAGCGAAAGAUGUAACCUAGAUGCGGGCGCUUACUUGGUGAUACCGACUACCUUUGAACCGAGGCAGGAAGCUAACUUUUCAUUACGAGUGUAUUCAAUAAAACAACUUAAAAUGAGAGUAUUGGAUUUCACUCCUCAAAUGUUAAAGGCUGCUGUGCUAAAGGCGCCACCAGGUGUAGAAUCGACUAGUUUCGCUCAGUACGAAUCGCAAUUCCUUCAGUUGGCAGAUGAACACAAAACUAUCAAUGCCUUCGAACUGCAAGAGUUGCUCGAAAGAUGUUUACCCAACGAUUACAUCAAAAGCUGUGCCACUAUCGAAACGUGCAGACAGAUAGUCCUGUCAAUGGAAAAAGAUGGUUCUGGCCGCAUAACUCUAUCCGACUUCAAGGAUCUCAUCUGUAGCCUAAAACAUUGGCAGGUUGUGUUCCGGGCCCAUGCACCGGAAAAAAUGAGUGUGCUCAGAAUCGAAAGAUUUCGCGACAUAUUACGCGACGUCGGGUUUGUCAUACCGGAGCGCGCGUUGUCUCUUCUCGUUCUCAAGUAUAUGAGAAAAGAUGGAAUGCUUCGAUUUGGGGAUUUUGUCUCAGCAGUUGUACUUCUUCAUAGAGCUUUCCAUAUGUUCUACAGUAACUGCUCUACGAGUACUUACAAAGUUAAUUUAACUUUUGCUGAGUGGCUGAAGUCGGCUUUGACAUGCUGAUGCUAGGUUAAAAUUAUUUAUUUAACAUAUAGUUGAUGUAUGUAUAUAUAAAUAUUUACAUAAUUACGAAACGAUAUUUUUCUUAUUUAAGAGCUGAAUGGAAACAUUUUAAGUAGAAUAUUUUUGUGUUUAAAUGUUACAUCGUUAUCAAAGCGUUAUAUGGUAGGUAUUGAUAAAAAUCUACUGAAAUAUUUGAUACAAUGUAAUGAUUUGUCAUU
Messenger RNA from Vanessa tameamea, 2263 nucleotides. RefSeq names its product Calpain C (gene Calpc). Gene Ontology annotation, biological process: proteolysis. NCBI's taxonomy places the organism in Eukaryota, Metazoa, Arthropoda, Insecta, Lepidoptera, Nymphalidae. The record is from RefSeq and is a predicted model, not a curated record. The transcript is spliced from 14 exons. Gene Ontology annotation, cellular component: cytoplasm. Gene Ontology annotation, molecular function: calcium ion binding; calcium-dependent cysteine-type endopeptidase activity. The coding region runs from base 108 to 2045 and encodes 645 amino acids.